CCCAUCCGAGACAUUAAUAGCAGUUGGUUUUUCUAGCGGAGUAAUAUCGUUAUUAGAGUCAAGAACUGGUACAUUAAUUAAAAGUUGGAAAGCUGGAGACACAGAUAUAUCUCAUGUGAAAUUUUACACAAACAGUUAUCUUGUAUCAUGCGCACCAGCAGACCAUUUAAUUUGUAUAUGGGACACUAAUACUGGCUCAUUGAUUAAUAAAAUUCGAGUUAAUUCUGAUAUCGUAUCAUUGAAUCUGUAUAAAGAUGAAGUUAUUACUGUUAAUAAUAGUAACACUAUUACGUUCACCCCAUUAAACGAGAAU
Molecule: messenger RNA, 313 nt
Organism: Racocetra persica
Lineage: Eukaryota; Fungi; Glomeromycota; Glomeromycetes; Diversisporales; Gigasporaceae
Source: the annotation of a GenBank genome assembly